Saccostrea cuccullata (small rock oyster) is the source of this 1474-nucleotide messenger RNA. Its product is annotated as ras-like protein family member 12. Gene Ontology annotation, molecular function: GTP binding; GTPase activity. Lineage: Eukaryota; Metazoa; Mollusca; Bivalvia; Ostreida; Ostreidae. The record is from RefSeq and is a predicted model, not a curated record. The transcript is spliced from 6 exons. The coding region runs from base 402 to 1121 and encodes 239 amino acids.
CAACACAAUGUAAACAAUCUCGAUGUAUCGAGCAAAGUACGCUAAUUACUGCAAUUCUCCUAGAAAAAAAGCAAAUCUAAUUCACGAAGAGGCACUUGUGUUAUGAAUACUUUUUUUCUUUUUGUUAAUCGCGACGUGAAUCUCGCGGAGUAUCGCACGUGACGUUUGCAGUUUGAGGCCGCACUGUUUUGGCUAGGAUGUAAACAGAAUCUGCAGAAGGGAUGCCAAAUACCUGCUGACCAUACGGUACAAUGACUCUAAGCAUCUGUGCUCCUUGUUCUCAUUUGUGUUAGAGUCUGGAGAUUCCAAGAAGAUUUAUUUUAUGAACCCAGUGAUCGAUUCCGUAAAAAUGGACCGGACGCAUAAAGUGCUUCUUAGACAGUGUUGAAAAUUAAUUUAGAAUGAGUGGAAGGCGGGUUGGGGGCAAGCCCGCCCCGGAGUAUAAUAUUGUACUCUUAGGAGAUCUUGGUGUUGGAAAAUCAGCCCUGACAGUCAAAUAUAUGACAAGAAGAUUUAUCAUGGAGUACGAUCCAUGUAUAGAGGACACAUAUACAAAAUUAGAAGACAUCGAGGGACAGGAACUCACAAUACACGUGAUGGACACGUGCGAUAAGGAGGAUAGCGACCCCCAAAGAUAUCUACGUUGGGCCGACGCUUUCAUGGUAGUAUAUAGUAUCACAAACAGAGAAAGUUUCCAGACAGUCCGGAAAUACUUAGAAACGAUCACACAAUUCCUUAAGACAGCUAAUAAAGAACUUCCGGUUGCCAUCGUUGGAAAUAAGAUCGAUUUAGAGAGAUACAGACAAAUAAGUAAAGAAGAGGGCGCUAGUUUAGCAGCAGAGUAUGAGUGUUUGUUUUUUGAGACAACAGCAGCGGAGGAAUUUGAAUAUGUGGAGGACAUAUUCCAUGGUCUCGUUCAUGAGAUUCAGCGAGAACGAGGCGAGAAGCAUAUUCACUUUCAGCCUCUCUUCAUCACAGAAGAAAAGUUUCAGUGUGCCCAAAGAGGGGGUCGUCCUAAAUCCCCCAGGUCCCCCGCGGACCGGAAGGACGAUAAACCCGGAAGCAAGAAAAACAGUUCUAGUUUCAAGCUAUUUAACAAAAGCUUUAAAAUUUUCAAUUAAUUAAAACUCAGUCGCUUGUAGAUAAAAUUACAAUGUAAUUAUUAAUUUGAUGGACAAUUUGAAGUGUGUUUCAGGGGUGAAAAUUUUACAUUUUUGUUGUUGAGUAAGAAGCUAAAGAUUAGUACAAAUGUUCACAUUUUUAUGCCGUAAAACAUUUCUAAACUUAUCUUUUGUAUGCAUAAUGCUUCAAUGUUUGUCGACAUCAAAAUUCUUUUAUGUAUCUUGAGGCAUUUAAUUCAUUUUCAUAACUUUUUCAUGAAAAUUAUUUUACUAUAAUUGUUGACAUGUAAUAAAUCAUCGUGAAGACGUUGAUAUGUUUCAUAUUCUAGUUGUUUAAGAAUAAAAGUUUUUCA